Rhododendron vialii is the source of this 5506-nucleotide messenger RNA. RefSeq lists its product as uncharacterized. The transcript has 44 exons. Bases 198 to 5159 code for a protein of 1653 amino acids. Lineage: Eukaryota; Viridiplantae; Streptophyta; Magnoliopsida; Ericales; Ericaceae. The record is from RefSeq and is a predicted model, not a curated record.
ACAACAAAAGAAAAAAAAAACGCAAAACGUUCAACGUAAGAUCUGCAAAGAAAAUGUUUCUCUCUCUACCCCCUCUCUCUCUAAAACUUCUAUUCUAGUACCAUUUUAGUUCCUCUACUCGAUCAUUGUAGAAAAACCACCAUCAGCCACAUUGAGCAAGCGAGAGUAUCACAUAUACAUCCAAUCAGGUAGAGGGGAUGGCUUUCAUGGCGGUUUUGGAAUCAGAUCUACGCGCUCUCUCCGCCGAAGCUCGCCGGAGACACCCUGCCGUCAAAGAUGGCGCGGAACACGCUAUCCUGAAGCUCCGGUCAUUGUCGACCCCUAAUGAAAUUGCGCAUAACGAGGACAUACUACGGAUCUUUUUGAUGGCUUGUGAGGUUAAAACUGUGAAGCUCAGCGUUAUUGGACUUUCUUGCCUGCAGAAGCUCAUAUCUCAUGAUGCUGUGGCUCCUUCAGCUUUGAAGGAGAUACUUGCGACGCUGAAGGAUCAUGCUGAUAUGGCUGAUGAGAGUGUUCAACUCAAGACCUUGCAGACGAUAUUGAUAAUAUUUCAGUCACGUUUACAACCUGAAAAUGAGGGAAAUAUGGCUCAGGCUCUUGGUAUUUGUCUCCGGCUUCUUGAAAACAACAGAUCGUCUGACAGUGUGAGAAAUACUGCUGCAGCGACCUUUAGACAAGCUGUAGCAUUGAUUUUCGAUCAUGUGGUUAGUGCUGAGUCUCUUCCUGCUGGCAAGCUUGGUUCUGGAGGAUACAUUUCUCGAAGUAGUUCAGUUACUAGUGAUAUCAAUCGCAGUAUUAAUCGUGCAGAGUCACUGGAGCAUGAUUUUAUAUCUGGAGGGCCAUCGUUGAUGAGGGAGACCCUAACUAAAGCUGGAAAGCUUGGGCUUCGAUUGCUCGAAGACCUGACAGCUCUAGCUGCAGGUGGAUCUGCAAUUUGGUUACGGGUCAGUAAUAUUCAGCGGACAUUCGCACUUGAUAUACUUGAGUUUAUACUGUCGAAUUAUGUGGUUGUCUUCAGAACCUUGGUUUCAUACGAACAGGUCUUGCGCCACCAGAUAUGUUCACUUCUCAUGACUUCACUACGUACCAAUGCCGAGCUUGAAGGAGAAGCAGGGGAACCUUAUUUCCGGCGCUUGGUCUUGCGAUCAGUAGCGCACAUAAUAAGGCUUUACAGUUCAUCUCUUAUUACUGAAUGUGAGGUUUUUCUCAGCAUGUUGGUGAAGGUUAUUUCUCUUGAUUUGCCUUUAUGGCAUCGCAUUCUUGUUCUUGAAGUCCUGCGGGGUUUUUGUGUGGAGGCACGGACUAUGCGGAUUCUUUUCCAAAACUUUGACAUGAAUCCCAAGAACACGAAUGUUGUGGAUGGUAUGGUAAAAGCUCUUGCCCGGGUUGUUUCAAGUGUACAGGUUCAGGACACCAGUGAAGAAAGUCUGGCAGCUGUUGCUGGAAUGUUCAGUAGCAAAGCUAAAGGGAUUGAAUGGAUCUUAGACAAUGAUGCGUCCAAUACUGCUGUUUUGGUUGCUAGCGAAGCCCAUGCAAUAACAUUGGCCAUUGAAGGUUUGCUAGGUGUUGUCUUUACAGUGGCUACUUUGACAGAUGAGGCAGUGGAUGUUGGUGAGCUUGAAUCCCCAAGAUGUGACUCUGACCCACCAGCAAAAUGUACUGGGGAAACUGCAGUUCUCUGCAUGUCUAUGGUUGAUUCAAUGUGGUUGACCAUACUUGAUGCAUUGUCCCUAAUUCUGUCUAAGUCCCAAGGGGAGGCUAUUGUAUUGGAGAUAUUGAAGGGCUAUCAGGCUUUUACUCAGGCUUGUGGGGUUCUUCGUGCUGUAGAACCAUUGAACUCGUUUUUGGCUUCCCUGUGCAAAUUUACAAUCAAUAUUCCCUCCGACCCUGACAAGAGGAGUUCUUCACAAUCUCCUGGUUUAAAACGUUCUGAACAUUUGGUAGAUCAAAGGGAUGGCGUUGUCCUUACUCCGAAGAAUGUGCAGGCCUUAAGGACUCUCUUCAAUGUAGCUCACAGACUACACAACGUUUUGGGCCCCUCUUGGGUUUUGGUUUUGGAGACUCUAGCAGCUUUAGACCGAGCAAUCCAUUCUCCUCAUGCAACUACUCAGGAGAUCUCAACCGCUGUUCCAAAGUUUACAAGAGAGUCAUCUGGUCAAUACAGUGACUUCAGUAUACUCUCUUCCUUGAAUUCUCAGCUGUUUGAGAGUUCAGCAUUGAUGCAGAUAUCUGCAGUUAAAUCACUUCUUUCAGCACUAUGUCAAUUGUCACAUCAAUGCGUAACUGAAGAUGUGAGUGGUGUUGGACAAGCAUCAAGUCAAAAAAUUGGAAGCAUCAGUUUUUCAGUGGAGAGAAUUAUAUCCAUCCUAGUAAAUAAUCUUCACAGAGUGGAGCCUCUAUGGGAUCAAGUUGUUGGGCAUUUCCUCGAGCUUGCUGAUAAUUCUAAUCAGCACUUAAGAAACAAGGCUUUUGAUGCAUUGGACCAAUCAAUUUGUGCCGUUUUGGGGUCAGAUCAGUUUCAGGAAAAUGCAGCAUUCAGACUACAUGUCGAAUCAUGUGAUAUGGAAGAUUUGCAUACAGAAUUGAGAUCACUCGAGUGUGCUGUUGUGUCACCACUAAGAGUACUCUACUUUUCAACGCGAAGCAACGAUGUUCGUGCUGGAGCUCUAAAGAUUCUUCUGCAUGUUUUAGAGAUGCAUGGAGAAAGGUUGCAUUACAGCUGGCCAAGUAUUCUGGAAAUGUUGAGGUCUGUAGCGGAUGAGUCAGAAAAGGAUCUUGUCACACUGGGAUUUCAGAGUCUACGCGUCAUUAUGAAUGAUGGGCUCUCGUCUAUUCCUGCAGACUGCCUUCAUGUAUGCAUAGAUGUUACUGGAGCAUACAGUGCUCAAAAUACAGAAUUGAAUAUUAGCUUAACUGCCGUAGGCCUUUUAUGGACUACAACUGAUUUUAUUGCAAAGGGGCUUCUUUAUGGGCUCAAAGAGGAAAACGGGACAGGUUCAGGAAUUCUGGAUGUGCAAUCCACUUCGAAGCAAAUGGAGGAUGUAAACAGGGAAGAAGAAGCUGCCAAUUCUAUGAAUGGAUUCAGCGACCAAGCCCCCUUGAUAAAUGUAGUUGAUCGUGACAAGUUGCUGUUCUCUGUUUUCUCAUUGCUUCAAAAGCUAGGAGCUGAUGAGAGGCCUGAGGUCAGAAAUUCUGCUGUCAGGACACUUUUUCAAACACUUGGAAGUCAUGGGCACAAACUUUCCAAGAGUAUGUGGGAAGAUUGUCUCUGGAACUAUGUCUUCCCAACAUUAGAACGUGCUUCACACAUGGCUGCAACCUCAUCAAAAGAUGAAUGGCAAGGGAAAGAGCUUGGAACGCGAGGUGGAAAAGCAGUUCACAUGCUCAUCCAUCAUAGCCGUAACACUGCUCAGAAACAGUGGGAUGAGACACUUGUGUUGGUAAUGGGUGGAAUAGCACGACUUCUACGAUCUUUCUUUCCUUUUCUCAGAAGUUUGAGAAACUUUUGGUCCGGAUGGGAAUCACUACUGCUUUCUGUUAAGAGUAGCAUUUUACAUGGUAGUAAAGAGGUUUCUCUUGCAGCAAUAAAUUGCUUGCAGUCCACUGUCAUUUCUCAUUCUCCUAAGGGAAACUUGCCAAUGGAUUACCUCAAAUCAGUUCUUGAAGUUUAUGAGCUUGUUCUUCAGAGUUCAAAGAAUUAUGGUGGUAAUGCAGCUAGCAAGGUGAAACAAGAGAUUUUACAUGGUCUUGGAGAACUAUAUGUGCAAGCACAAGGGAUGUUUGACAAUGGCAUGUACACCCGGUUACUAGUAGUCGUGCAUACGGCAUUUAAACAGGACAGUACUACCAAUAACAACUUUGAAGCAGAAUUUGGCCAUGUUCCACCUUUGCAGCGUACAGUACUCGAAAUCUUACCUCUGUUACAUCCAGCCGAGCAUCUUUCUUCAAUGUGGUCCCUCUUUCUAGGGGAAAUUUUGCAAUAUCUUCCGAUAUCUGAUUCAUCUCUGCAGAGUGCAGAGGACAAGCCAGAGAAAACCAGCACUGGGCACCAUGUUCAUGGCAGUAAUAAGAUGAUAAAGCAUCAGAUGCCUGAUUCUAGUUCCGCUAACACGGAAGACCCAUCUCUUAGCGCUGGAUCAAACACUUGUGGUACAAUGGCGAGCAUCCCAGGUUAUCUGCUUGCUGAGAAGCUCGUUCCUGUCCUUGUGGAUCUUUUCCUACAGGCUCCAGCGUUAGAGAAAUGCACUAUUUUCCCUGAAAUUGUUCGAGGUCUUGCAAGGUGCAUGACAACAAGAAGAGACAGCCCUGAAGGCUCACUUUGGAGAUUAGCUGUUGAAGGUUUCAACCGCGUUCUUGUAGAUGAUACCAGCAAAUUAACAGCAACUCGUGGGUCCGAUCAAAUUAUUGGUAAACCUUCAAGAAUACGCUUAUGGAAAGAAGUUGCGGAUGUUUAUGAAAUAUUCCUACUAGGCUAUUGCGGACGUGCCCUCCCUCCCAAUUCUCUAUCCACUUCAACUCUUGCGGCUGAUGAGUCUCUCGAGAUGAAUGUUUUAGACAUAUUGGGUGACAAGAUUCUUAAGUCGCAGAUCGAUGCACCGCCUGAUAUUUUGCAACGACUAGUUUCCACCCUGGAUCGUUGUGCAUCAAGAACAUGCUCUCUGCCUGUUGAAACUGUGGAGCUCAUGCCCUCCCACUGUAGCAGAUUCUCUUUGGCUUGCUUACAAAAGUUAUUUCUCUUGAGCAGUUGCCACGACGAAAUCUGUGGCUGGAAUCUGGCUCGAUCUGAAGUGAGCAAAAUUUCAAUUAUGAUACUCUUGACGAGAUGCGAUUACAUCUUGAAAAAAUUUCUGAUCGACGAGAAUGACUUAGGUGACCGUCGAUUUCCUGCAGCAAGACUUGACGAAGUAAUAUUUGUCCUUGAAGGGCUGGCUCAUCUGGUAGUACAUUCUGAUACUGUGUCUGUUCUUCCUUUACAUCCAUACUUGAAAGGAGGCCUUGCCAAGGAGAAUGGUGACAAGCGUCCACACCUAUUCAUUCUGUUCCAGUCUUUUUGUGAGCUUGUUAUAUCCAGGGAACAUAAAGUAAGAGAGCUAGUGCAGGUAUUGUUAAAAUUCAUCAGUACGGAAUUGGCGCUGGAGAAAAUAAAUCUAGCUAGUUGAAUCAUUGAAGAAAAUGCUCUCUGUUGAGUUAUUCAAUUAUGUUUGUCCAUGUGAGGCUCACCGGAGGAAUUUUUUUCUUUUCCUCCAAUUUUCAUCGUUUCAUAUUAUUGUUGUCUGUACAUUACGGAAAUCUAGUUUGAUAGAUAUAUGAGAAUUUGUCUCAGGGCAAGUAUUUAGUGGCCUUGUAUAAUGAAGUAGUUUUGUGACUCAAAGUUUCAUUAGUUCAAAAUGUGAACAAUCAUCUUUUGGUUCGUCAGGGAAGAUGUGUUCUGUAUUUGUUGAUAGUGUAUAAUGGAAUCCUUAUUAACUUGGUUACUAAUGGAUUACAUCACCAACAUUUUGAGUUA